AUGUUGUCUACUAAUGGCAACAACAUAACCCUUUUAGGUCGUCUAUGGUGUUGGCUUCAUGACUUGGUGAAGAAGUUAAUAGCGAAAGUCGUUGAGAUUGCAACAAUGCCAAAAUUAUUAGCUAUGGAUGACCCUAGAAGGGUUAUUCAUUCCAUGAAAGUGGGAUUAGCACUAACCUUGGUGUCUUUCUUCUACUAUCUACACCCUCUUUAUGAUAGCUUUGGCGAUUCUGCUGCCUGGGCUAUUAUUACCGUGGUUGUUGUCUUUGAAUUUACUGUUGGUGCAACUUUAGGGAAGGGAUUACAGAGAGUAUUGGCAACAUUAACAGCAGCUGGAUUAGGAGUCGGAACACAUCACUUGGCUUGUCUUUGUGGCAAGAGUGGUGAAGCCGCGCUUAUUGCUUUAUUUGUCUUCAUAUUUGCUGCAGCUUCAACAUUUAUACGAUUUUUCCCAAAAAUUAAAGCGAGAUAUGAUUAUGGGUUCUUAAUUUUCAUAUUAACGUAUAGCUUUAUAACCAUAUCGGAGUAUCGAGGAGUGACAAAGAUCAUAGAAAUAGCACACAAGAGAUUGUCAACUAUUGUUAUCGGGGGAUCAGUUAGUUUGGUAAUAAAUUUAACCAUUUAUCCUGUUUGGGCUGGUGAAGAGCUUCAUAACUCAAUUGUCCUUAACAUGGAAAAACUUGCGCACUUCUUAGAAGGAUUAGGAACUGUUUAUUUGAAAGUAAAAGAAGGUGAAGGUAAUUCCAAGGAUGAGAGUAAAUCUUCUUUUCAAGGCUAUAAAAAUGUUCUAAAUUCCAAAAGUUCGGAGGAAAGCUUGGCAAAUUUCGCUAGAUGGGAACCACGACAUGGGCAUUUUAAAUACCGACAUCCAUGGAAUCAGUAUAUUAAAUUAGGAGGCCUCUCGAGGCAAUGUGCCUACAGGAUUGAUGCUCUUAAUGCCUACUUAAGUUAUGAUAUUAAGAUACCACACAAGUUCCAAGAAGAAAUUAGAGAUGCAUGCACCAAGAUGAGCUUGGAAUCAAGUAAAACAUUGAAAGAGCUAGGAUCAUGCCUUAGAACAAUGGCAUAUCCUUCUUCUUCAGCUAAUGCUCACAUUUCGAACUCGAAAGCAGCUGUGGAAAGCCUUAAAACUUGCUUGAAAUCAGUCUCCUUAUAUAAUCAAAACUCUGAGCUACUAGAGAUCAUACCAAUGGUGACAAUAGCUUUCCUCCUUAUUGAUAUUGUCGAUUACACUGAGAAAAUUGCUGCUUGUGCAUAUGAUCUAGCAAUUCUCGCACAUUUUAAGAUGGUCAAGGUAAUGGACUCCAAGGUUUUUCCGGAUAUGUCAUCCAUUAUUUAUCCACCUGAGGCUGUAAAUCAAGUUUCUGAAGUUGAUUGUCCUGAUCAGAUUGUGAUUGCAGUUACUGAAUUAACACUAAUGACUUCAAACUUAAGUCAGGUGGAGGCACAUUUUGAGGACCAUGUAUAA
Beta vulgaris subsp. vulgaris (sugar beet) is the source of this 1467-nucleotide messenger RNA. RefSeq names its product aluminum-activated malate transporter 2. The coding region runs from base 1 to 1467 and encodes 488 amino acids. The transcript is spliced from 6 exons. Gene Ontology annotation, biological process: malate transport. Lineage: Eukaryota; Viridiplantae; Streptophyta; Magnoliopsida; Caryophyllales; Amaranthaceae. The record is from RefSeq and is a predicted model, not a curated record. Gene Ontology annotation, cellular component: plant-type vacuole membrane.